Phaedon cochleariae (mustard beetle) is the source of this 2695-nucleotide messenger RNA. NCBI's taxonomy places the organism in Eukaryota, Metazoa, Arthropoda, Insecta, Coleoptera, Chrysomelidae. The record is from the annotation of a GenBank genome assembly.
CCAUGAGAUCUGUAUCUGAAUUUUCCUCAUCCAUUACCGAUAUUUAGAACUGUGAGAUGAGAUGUGAAGAUGAGCAAAGUGCCGAAGCAAAGUCCGGUGAAGUGGUGGUCAAGAAGGAAAAGAUAGGGAAUGGAAAUAUCUUCGAUUUCGACGUUAACAAGAGCGAUGGGAUAUCCAAUGAUAGCCAUAGCCUUCCAUCAUUCAUGGACGACACAUCUGACAUGAAUUCAGAAAUUGUCCUCAGACCUCAUGAUGGUUUUGAGAAGAAGAGAGUGAUUUCUGCUGUCAUAGUCCCAUCAAAGGGCUACUUCACACCUAAAAGGAUACAUUCUACAUCAGACUUACAAAGUUUACAGGGUGCGAGCAAUGGGUUCCUGGAGAGCAAUAAGAAAAACUAUACGGUACCAAGGGGUAACUCCAACGGAAUCAACGGAAAUCUAUCCACGUUUUCUACUGGAGAUAUUGCAGAUAACAAUAAUUUGGAGGAGAAGAACAACUAUCAUUUGAAGAAUCGACUAUCACCCUUAGUGUGUCCGGUGUGGAAUGGGGGUAACGUCAAUAAAGCCUUCUCCAUUUGUGACUCUACUGAUUAUUCCCCAAGAUCUCCAGGAAUGUUUUCAGUAAUAGCCACUCCACAUCCACCAGACAAUCCGACAUCUACAAUCAACAAGAAGAGAGCUUUCUCAGACCUCUUGGUCAAGAGUCUCAGUCUUAUGUAUGCUGUAUUCAAUGUGACAGUUGGCUUGGCAGUUUUCAUCGCUGAUAUAAUAUCUGACACUCCUCAAAUCACUGCAGAAAUAUUCAGCUUGAUAUUGGUAGUCAUCGCAGCAAUUUACAUCAUCUACCUGACCAUAGAUGUUUCGAUAUAUUUGCACAAGAAAGAGAGGUACGAGAGGCUGCUAGAGAAAAAUAUACCCGACGAUAUAGAAUUGACAGAAACGCCAGAAGGAUUUUAUCAAUUCAACAUAACGUUGCCAGAAGUUACAAAGUUGGGCCAAUCGAUCAAGCAUGACUACUGCUUCAACAAGGACAGGCAUUCGUCGAAUUUUUUUCUGAAAGUUGGUGCCACAGCUUUCUGCAUGGGACACUUAAUCCACUCCGGACUCAUCUUGGGAUAUCAGUUCGUUUUCCUCAGUGCUGGUAACAACAGAUUUUAUGAGUGUGCAUCAGCUCCCACAUUGAUAUUGGACUUUAUAUAUCCUCUGUAUUCUUUCUUGCUGCUUUUUUUCAUCUACAAGUAUUCGAACGUGAUAAUUAACAGGAAUGCGGUACUCGCCAGAUUUGGAAUAAUGCAUUGCUUAUCGUCAAGUAUCUGCUUCUGGAUAUGGACUAUUUGCAGAGAAGUAUUGGAGGCGAUCGCUAGCAAGAAAUAUGACACCUAUGCAGAUUCAGUGAUUGCUACGGAAGUACCUGAUAUAGAUUUAGAGACUGAUUCAGUACAUAUCUCGCCAAGACGGUUCACACAGAUAUGCGAUAAUGAGAAAGGGAGCAUGAAAACGAUCUAUAAGGAUAUUUCUCCAUAUUUGUACCCAUUCAGCGUGGAAUUCAGUAUUCUUGUGGUAGGAGUAUUGUACCUGGUUUGGCAGAAUAUUGCAAUAUGCGAGGCAGCAGACGAGGACGAAGCUGCGACGACACAGUGCAAAAAGACGCUUUCUAAUGACGUAGACAGUACUGAGAGCAACGUGGCUAUACACGCCGACUGUCAGGCGUCCAACAAGGGUCUAUUCGGAGGCAUAGUCGUGCUGGUGUUGGUAUUCGUCGCCUGCAUUUUGUUUUUCAUGGUCUAUUAUAUGGAUGACGAGAAUGAUGCAGAAUUGGGAAUAACAGCAACAUUAUCCACAUCUAUUUUCGUAUUAUCUGCGAUGAUCAUCGCUUGCAUUUUUGGAUAUCGACAGAUAACGAAACUGGAUUUGAAUUCUGCUCAUCACAAUCUGCUAGACGACGUUCUCUUGUUCAUCUGUAUGCCUGCCUUCUUCCUCAAUGGUGUAUUCAGUUUGAUAGCAUCUAUCGAGUAUUCCAACGUCAUUGGAAUACUCAAUAUAGUUGUAGAGAUAAUACAAGUUUUGAUACAAACCAUCUUCCUUCUUGACGGCAUGAGAAGGUCCAGUAACACCAGGAAGCUAAGGAAGAAGAAACCUGGAAGAGAGCUUGUAACGUUCCUGAUCAUCUCCAACAUAGCCUUGUGGCUGAUGCAAACUUUUGAAGUGAAGGCCCAUGGUAUCCAAGACAACAGAUACAGCUUCUACGGCAAAGAGAUGUGGACGAUUCUAGGACAUCUAUGUUUGCCGUUGAUGAUGUUUUACAGAUUCCACUCUUCGGUUUGUUUCGGGGAUAUCUGGAAGUACGCCUAUGAACCGUCAGGGCACUAAAGAUUGAUUGAUUCCUACUAGCAUCAGAACCAGGACCAUCAGAACCAAUGUAGAUGUCUCUAAUGAUCAUUGAUAUUUCAAAAUCGUGUCAUAAAUGUUCCUUCGAUCUUUUUUUCACUCUGAAAAAAGUAAUUUCUGAAAAUUGUGUACAGUGGGUUGAUAUUCACUGAUCACCUCCGUAAUUGUCGUCAAUUAUGUCUCAAUGAAAUAAUUCAUUCCAACAAGAUUUAUAUCAGAAUAUUCAUUUUUUAUAAUCAACACAAUGUAUUCUACAAGCUGUUCGAUCAAUACUCAUUAAAUAUUGAGAACCUCAUGUGAUAAACAUG